This is a messenger RNA of Oreochromis niloticus (Nile tilapia), 1581 nucleotides long. RefSeq names its product immunoglobulin kappa light chain-like. Gene Ontology annotation, biological process: response to bacterium. The record is from RefSeq and is a predicted model, not a curated record. The coding region runs from base 31 to 1065 and encodes 344 amino acids. NCBI's taxonomy places the organism in Eukaryota, Metazoa, Chordata, Actinopteri, Cichliformes, Cichlidae. The transcript has 5 exons.
UUCUUUUAUUCAGUACGACUGUUUGGAACAAUGGCAUCUGCACACAUUGUCUUCUGUCUGAUAUGUUUGUUCUUGGGUGUAAUUGCUCAGAGGAACAACAUGCAUUUAUCCUCCUCUGUUCAUGAAGAAGCACGUUUUAUAUCAGCUAAAUCUGGAGACAGAGUAACUUUACAUUGUUACUAUGAACAGAAUGUUGCUGCACGUUUAUACUGGUAUAAACAAACUUUAGGAGAGAAACCAAAAUGUAUUUCUACCUUCUAUAAGUCAGAAGACUAUUUUGUAAAAUUUCAUGGUCCAUUCAACAAUAGUGCACGCUUCAGACUAGAUAAUGAAAAAGGAAAAAACCAUUUGAUUAUCUCAGACUUAAGUGUUUCAGACUCAGCAACGUACUACUGUAUAUAUUCCUACUGGUACACAUCAACGUUCUUAGAGACCAUUAUUGUCAGUGUCAAUGAUUCUGAUUUAAACAUACAAGCUUUAGUUCAUCAGUCAGCAUCUGGGACCAUCCAGCCAGGAGGCUCUGUAAGUCUGCACUGUAUGGUGCACACUGUGCUGAGCUGUGAUGGAGAACUCAGUGUUUACUGGUUCAAAGACUCUCAACCAGGACUCAUUUACACCCAUGGAGUCAGGAAUGAUCAGUGUGAGAGGAAAGCCAACAAAAGAACACACACCUGUGUCUAUAACUUGACAAUAGAGAGCCUGAAUGUGUCUCACGCUGGGAUCUACUACUGUGCUGUCGCCUCAUGUGGACACAUACUUUUUGGAAACGGGACCAAGCUGGACUUUGGGGUUCGGCAAGAUUCUCCUGCCCUGAUGUAUUUCUUAAGUGCAGCUUUAACACUCACCACCAUCAUCAGUGUGUUAUCAACUUUUUUAGUGUAUAAGAUGAAAAAGAGGAACAACUGCCAAUCCAGAGCAGACUCAAACGCAAAUGAUUCUGUAAAUUUAGAGAGCACCCAAGAGGACAACCUUCAUUAUGCUGCUUUGAGAAAAAUUAGGACGAAAGGAGCAAGAAGACAGACGAGCAACACCCAGGAUGAAUGUGUGUACUCCGGUAUAAAGUAAACAUAGUAGAAAUGAUGAUUUUUAGUAUUACCUUUCUGCUAUAGUGAUGAUUUUGGCAACAAUUUCUAAAUAUUUUUUAGAAAUAUUUAGAAAUUUUUCUAAAUAUCUUUUCAUUUUUUGGUUUGAAAGAAAAGAUAUUUAAAAAAUGAUUUAACUGCUAACAGCAUUUGAUCACUUGUAUAAUUUUGAAAUUCCUGUAAAUGUAAUUCCAGUAAAUAAUUUGUUUUGGAUUGUUGGGUUUGAUUUAUUUUUAGUUUUUGUGUAAUAAUGUAUAGUAUUAUUUUGAGUAGUAGUCUCCCAAGUGUUCCCGUUUAUAAUGACUUUCACCUGCAUGUUAUUUCUGACCAGUUUAACAUUCCCAGUUAAUAUUUAUAGUCCUGUCUUCCCUUUGUUCUUUGUCUCUGUGGCUGUAUAUCUCCACCCUCUGCUCUUUCUGGUUUCCGAGGAUCUCUAAAAUGAUUUUUGGAUUUCUGUUUUUUUUUCUAUUUUGUAAAUCUGUUUGCAACCUAAUAAAAG